AUGGACAGAAAUGAUGGUAGGCGGCUGGAAAGUAUACCAGUUCAUAGAGUUAACCGAAGUAACAUUAAAAUGGUCAAGGAUGACAUCUUCAAAGCUAUACGCAGUGCUCAGUUUAUUGCGAUCGACUUGGUAUGUUCAUCUACAUCAGCUGUUUACAUCUUUUACCUACUUAUAUGUAUAUAAAACUACUUUUCUCCAUCGUAUUUUAUAAACUUUUAAACAUUUUUUUAGGAAAUGACCGGCUUAGGACCUCGCGUAUCAGUCCGUACCAAAAUGGAAGAACGGUACCAGAUGUACAAGUUGGUAGCCAAUUUGCGGUCGAUUGUGUCAGUCGGAUUCAGCUUUUUUAGUCGCGGGGAACAGAACGAUAGGAUUCUGUACUACAAAGCUUCUGUAUACGAUGUGCUACUGACAGAAGCCGAAGCCUUCACGGUGGAUCCUUCAUCACUACAGUUCUUGGUACAACAUGGUACAGAUCUUAAUCAAUGGAUCACUAAUGGAGUGAUGUUCAAGAAACGGGUACGAUUAUAACUGUCUGGGUACUAUAACUCUAUUUAUAUGUUACUAAGGGUUACUUUGCCAAAUUCAAACUCCUUCUUCUUAUAUGAUCAUGUACCGAAAACUAUAUUUACAACUUAUACAGGUGAACUACCCUUGAAGUUAAUCUUGUUACAGAGCGACGACUCUUUGAACACAAUCUUCAACCAUAUUUUCGAAUCCGGAGCUUCAUUGUUCCUUCACAAUGGUCUCAUUGACAUGAUGUUCAUCUAUCACAACUUCUACUUGCCAUUACCUCCGACUUGUUCCGAAUUCCUUGCCAACCUCAGUGACCUCUACCAACCUACAGAUGCGAAGAACAUUCCAAAAGCAUACCAAACAGCUAUAAUCGACACGAAAUACAUUGCUGAUAAACAAGCUGGGUUACCUGCUUCAUUCCUCGAAUAUCUGUUCAGAAGAUGCAGAAGAGAUAAUCUGCGGAAUGGAGACGUUUCAGUGAAUGUAGAGUUCAAGCAGAGUGAUGGUGAAGAUGUGAGUGUCAUUCAGUCAAGGAUUUCCGACGCUUUUUGGGAUGGAAAUUAUGAUAGGGACAACUUCAAACAUAUCUGUCCUAGAUUUGCGGUAAGUUCAGGUUAAUUUGGAGAAGUUAUUGAUAAGGAAUGGUAAGGUAAGGUAGAGAAGAGUAACAUAAAACUAUUUUGUUAAUUUUAAAAACCUUACAUUAUAUAUAAUAUAUUACUUGAGUGUAAUAUUACACUUGAAUAAUGGGAAAACCUUUCAGAGCUUCGGUUUCUGCCCCAAACAUAACACAUGUCCUUUGGAUCACGACGUGGAAGUGGUGUUGGAUAAAGAAGACUUCGACAAGAUCAAGAAGUCCAAAGGCGUCAAAAGACCUCACGAUCCUUCUACUUCUUCAGAUAACAAUGGAGAACAUAAUUCUGAUGAGAAAACGAGUUCUAACUCAAAUGAUCUUGGUAUGUUGGGGUUAGAUUGCUAUGUCAUGUCUGUUUUUAAGGAACCAGUAGAAUCUUAACAUAUUGCUCAAAAACUUAAAUUUUGGUUUUAUUACUACAUUUUUUUAUCAUUUCGUACUUUGAGGGUUGAUUCAACGUUGUUUUAGGUUGUCACAACGCUGGAAUGGACGCCUUCAUGACCGGCUUUGUGGCCCUUUACCUCAACGCCAAAGUACUUCAUAACCAGAAUCGAAUUCCACCAGAAUUGGUCGGUCGGUUCCCUGUAGCCAAUUCAGAAUACCCUCUGCUGAUUCGAACAGAACAGCACAUCAAACGGGACGAUCUUCACCAUGUCGAGAAGCUUUUAGUUAUUCAAAGAGCUCGAGCUCUCCGCUUUGGAGAGUUUAAAGUGGUAGAAGAUACGCUAAUAAACAUAUCAUGA
Molecule: messenger RNA, 1893 nt
Organism: Bursaphelenchus okinawaensis
Lineage: Eukaryota; Metazoa; Nematoda; Chromadorea; Rhabditida; Aphelenchoididae
Source: the annotation of a GenBank genome assembly